Molecule: messenger RNA, 1375 nt
Organism: Nymphalis io (European peacock)
Lineage: Eukaryota; Metazoa; Arthropoda; Insecta; Lepidoptera; Nymphalidae
Product: carboxypeptidase B-like
Exons: 5
Coding region: 55-1353 (432 amino acids)
Biological process (GO): proteolysis
Molecular function (GO): metallocarboxypeptidase activity; zinc ion binding
Source: RefSeq, a predicted model, not a curated record
AUUUAGUUGUUGUAUAAAUAAGACGUUUGAUACAUUUUGCUUUAUUUAGGCAGUAUGAAGUUCAUAGCUUUGGUGUUCUUUGUGACGGCAAUCCACGCCAAACACGAAAUAUACUCUGGGUGGAAAUCCGUCAUCGUCAAGCCGGUGAAUCAUGAACAGCUGGCGAAAUUGACCAGUAAGAUCAUAGAAUUCGACCUCGACUUUGUAAGCAAUGCAGCAGUGAAUCGAGAAGGAGUUGUGUUGGUUAAGCCCCAGUACCAAGCUGACUUUUUGAAAUUCCUAUUACAAGAGAACAUAUCCAAUUGGAUACAUACUGAAGAUCUUAAAAAACAAUUUGAUAUCGAAGACCAGAAAAUCGAAGCGAGAAAGCUAACAACUCGUUCUAUAAAUGGAGGCAGGAUACCUUACGACAACUAUCAAACUCUGGACGUGAUAUAUGACUAUAUUGACAAAAUUGCUGAGGAUUAUCCUGAAACAGUAACUUUAGUUAAUUCUACUAAAUCAUUUGAAGGCCGACCCCUUAAGUACUUGAAGAUUUCUAAGGAUAAAUUUGCAAGUAACAAACCGGUCAUUUUCAUUGAUGGUGGAAUUCAUGCACGAGAAUGGAUCACUCCUCCUGCUGUCACUUAUGCCAUCCACAAACUGGUUGAAAACGUGACUGAGCCUGACCUUCUUGAGAACUUCGACUGGAUUCUCUUUCCAGUCGUAAAUCCUGAUGGUUACGUAUAUAGUUUUGAAAUGGAAAGAAUGUGGCGAAAAACUCGUUCCACGGACCAGAAUAUUUUUAGCUGGCUCUGCCCAGGGGUUGAUGGAAAUCGAAAUUUUAACUUCGAGUGGAAUACAGUCGGUACCAGCAACAACCCGUGCUCUAACAACUACGCUGGAAGUAAACCAUUUUCUGAAGUAGAAAGUUGGACUGUGGGCCAAAUCAUUGAGGAACAUCUCGACCAAAUUGUCCUUUAUAUCACCGUGCACAGCUACGGAAGCUUCAUUCUCUACCCAUGGGGCCAUAAUGGUACUCUCUCUAAUAACGCCUUUUCACUUCACACUGUUGGCAUCGAUAUGGCUGGUGCUAUCAAUAAAUUAUCUCUACCACAUUUCCCUAAAUAUGUGGUAGGCAAUGGAAUGCUUACUCUCGAUUAUGCCGUAGGAGGUGCGGCAGAAGAUUAUGCUCAUUAUAGAGGUAUUCCAUUGACAUACACAUUUGAAUUACCAGGGCUCAGAUAUGGUUUACAAGGUUUUCACUUGGACCCAAUCUAUAUUCACCAGGUCUGUAUAGAAACCUGGGAGGCCUUUGUCAUUGGGGCUAGAAGGGCUGGUCAAUUGUAUGGAAAAAAAACUAAUAUUGUAUGAAAUUUGUUAGGAUAAUACUUUG